Messenger RNA from Vitis vinifera (wine grape), 1786 nucleotides. RefSeq lists its product as uncharacterized. The transcript has 9 exons. The record is from RefSeq and is a predicted model, not a curated record. NCBI's taxonomy places the organism in Eukaryota, Viridiplantae, Streptophyta, Magnoliopsida, Vitales, Vitaceae. Bases 116 to 1504 code for a protein of 462 amino acids. Gene Ontology annotation, biological process: tRNA methylation.
AUCAGUGAGCCCUAUUGGCAUACCUUAGGGUGCAGAUCAGCUGAGCAACCAGCCGGAAACUGUCUGCUCUAACUGAGACUGCGGCGGCGUUGGACGUCUCCGGCUGUCUCAGAGUAUGGAAAACCGCUGCAGCUUCUGGCUUCCCAAGAAGAAACGUUUCUGUGCAAACUUUCGUAUCAACGAUUCCGUGUUUUGCGGGAACCACAACACUAGGUCUGAUGCAGAGUGGGUGCCAUGCCCAAUCGACCCUUCUCACUCUGUACUGAGUGAAAAUCUUGAAGGACAUAUGAAAAGAUGCCCAUUACUGAAGCAAGCUCAGUCCUUGAGUAGUCAACCUUUCUACCAAAAGGGCAUCAAUGGUGGGAAAGAUGAUGAAGAUGAAGGAGAUGAGAAGGGAGCAGCGGCACCCACAUUAGCUUCUUUGGAGAACGCUACCUCAUUGAUGAAGAGGAACGCUGUAUAUAGCAUGACUGUACCUGAAUUCUCCAUAUUAAUUAGUAAAAUUCAGUCUAUUCAUAGUUCAAUACGUAAUGAUAUUCGAGACUCUUAUAGGGUGCCUGAAGCUUGCGAUAUAUGGAUCAAGAGAGAAGUAGACCGGAAACUACCAUUUCAAGAGAAACAUGUUGUGCAACAGGCAUCAAUUCUUGGGAAUUUGGAAGAAUUUGGGGUAUUGGAGAAAUCUAGUGGUGAUGACCAAAUGGAGCAAUGUGACUCUGAUAGAUCAUCAGGGGAUGAUAAUGGAGUUCCUGCAGUAGUCGAGUUUGGAGCCGGAAGAGGGUACUUGACUCAAAUGCUUGCAGAUUGUUAUGGGAUCAAGAGAGUCUUUUUGGUUGAGCGAAAGUCAUACAAGCUGAAGGCUGAUCGAUCACUGCGACAGAAAGAGAGCUUGAUAUUAGAGCGUUUGAGAAUUGACAUUGAGGAUUUAAACUUGAAGGCAGUUGAGUCUUUACAGGGAGUUCCUUACCUUGCAAUUGGUAAACAUCUAUGUGGGCCUGCAACAGAUUUGAGCCUGAGAUGUUGCCUUGCUGAGGAAUCCAAUCAAGAUGAUGCUGUUCAGUGCUGUAGUGGUCAUUACCUCAGAGGCCUAGCUAUAGCUACUUGUUGCCAUCAUCUUUGCCAGUGGAAACACUAUAUAAAUAAAAAAUAUUUAAUGAAUCUGGGGAUCACUAAAGACGAUUUUCAUGCUAUUACUUGGUUUACUAGCUGGGCAGUGGAUGCAGAUCAUGGCUCGGAUCUUUCAGACGUUGCUGGUUGCAGACUGCAUCUACAAUCAAUUGAGAAGAAAGAAUGUGUUGAAGAUGUUGGUGGAGUUGCUGAAAUUGUGCAGAAUAUGAAAGCCAUGGAAAGGGCAGUAGUAGGGUUCAUGUGCAAGGAGAUCAUAGACAUGGGGAGGUUGAUGUGGGUCAAAGAACAUGGGUUAGAAACACAGCUUGUGAAGUACGUCCCACCGACCAUCUCUCCAGAAAACCAUUUACUGAUUGCCAAACAUGCCAAUCACCUGUAAGAUGCUGAGGUUCCUUCUCCCAUCAAAAGCAUUGCUAGUUUAUACACUGAUUCAAAGAUUGAGAAAUGAGAAAACUCCACCAAGCAGUGGAUAGAAACACACAUUAGGAAGUUCCCUUAUCUUCCAUUUUCUUGUACUUACAUGGCUGGUCUAACUACUCAAUAUAUUAUGAUUUGUCUUAUAGACCAUCAGCCAAAGAGAUUUGAACUCUGACACAGCAUAGCAUAGUUGCUGUAAUGCUUUAUGGAUUGAUUAUUCAAAGAUAUUAAGAUUCUUGACAAA